This is a messenger RNA of Schistocerca cancellata (South American locust), 3253 nucleotides long. RefSeq names its product glutamate receptor ionotropic, kainate 2-like. The record is from RefSeq and is a predicted model, not a curated record. Gene Ontology annotation, molecular function: transmitter-gated monoatomic ion channel activity involved in regulation of postsynaptic membrane potential; glutamate-gated receptor activity. The transcript has 13 exons. Gene Ontology annotation, biological process: monoatomic ion transport; modulation of chemical synaptic transmission; synaptic transmission, glutamatergic. Gene Ontology annotation, cellular component: plasma membrane; postsynaptic membrane. The coding region runs from base 1 to 2094 and encodes 697 amino acids. Lineage: Eukaryota; Metazoa; Arthropoda; Insecta; Orthoptera; Acrididae.
AUGGUGACGCCGCUUCUCAAGGAAGUGAAGAAUUCCUCGGAGACGCGAGUAGUCCUGGACUGUGAGCCGGACCUCAUACUGGACGUUCUGCGCCAGGCAGACGAGGUCAAACUGAUGCACGUUUACCAGUCAUUUUUCAUCACUUCUCUGGAUGCCCACACUGUAGACUACACGCAGUUCCUGAAGAGUGGAAUAAAUAUCACAACGUUGCGUUUAAUCCAACCCGGGCGGGAGUCCGUCAUUAAGAAGAUGCAAGACUUUACUUAUGGAAAAUAUGACAAUAGAGAACUCCUGAAGCCAGAGAGAAUCAGGGUGGAAACAGCGUUGGCGUACGACGCAGUGCACGUUUAUGCAAAUGCGUUGUUCAAGCGAGAGACGGCUGUACCAGUGGCCGAUGAGAAUCUCUUCUGCAACGACAGCCUCGUGUGGGACCACGGAAUCAGCGUCCGUGAUUUUAUGUUGAAGAUGGAACACGAGGGCCUUACGGGUAACAUCAUGUUCGACAGCAUGGGGACUCGAGUCGGUUUCACACUUGAGGCCGUCGAGUUAUCCGCUGCAGGCUUCAAGCGUAUUGGCACAUGGACACCAGAAAACGGAUUCUCCUCAGCCAGGACAGAAAAGGAAACCAUCGAUGAUACUCUACACAAAAUUUCUGGCCGCCAUCUGAUUGUCGCUUCCAGAUUGGGUCCUCCUUACUUACGUGAAAAGCCAAAGAAGGUUCCACCUCGAAUAGGAAACGACCGUUAUGAGGGAUAUUCGAUGGAUCUAAUCACACAAAUCUCAGAGAUACUGAAUUUCACCUUCGAAUUCCAGCUGGUGUCAGAUGGCGAGUAUGGAACCUACAAUCCACGUACCCAGAGAUGGAAUGGGCUCAUUGGAGAACUCAUUUCCAGGAGAGCUGAUCUGGCAAUAUGUGACCUGACGAUAACUUACGAGCGGGAAUCAGUUGUGGACUUCACAAUGCCUUUCAUGAAUCUAGGAAUCAGCAUACUGUAUACAAAGUCAGAGAGACCGCAAAGAAAUAUGUUUUCAUUUCUGGAGCCGUUCACCAUCGAUGUCUGGAUCUACAUGGCUACAGCUUUCCUCGGAGUGUCCGUGAUGCUGUUUCUACUAGCACGAGCUACACCGUCCGAGUGGAAAUCGUCGCACCCAUGCUCUGCGGAAUCGGAAGAGCUGGAGAAUACACUCACCAUGAGCAACUCUAUCUGGCACAACUGUGGCUCCAUAAUGCAGCAGGGAUCCGAUAUAGCUCCACAAGCUAUUUCGACGCGGAUGGUAGCAGGAAUCUGGUGGUUCUUCACUCUCAUCAUGAUCUCUUCGUACACUGCAAAUCUUGCUGCGUUCCUUACAGUCACAAGGAUGGACUUCCCAAUAAAUAGUGUUCAAGAUCUUGCGAAGCAAUCCAAAAUUAAGUACGGAACGUUCGAGAGGGGAUCGACUGCAGCCUUCUUUCGAACAUCGAACGACUCGCUGUAUCAACGCAUGUGGACCGUGAUGAAGCAGGCCCGCCCAGAUGUGUUUACCAACGACAACAUGGAGGGGGUGGAGCGCGUCAAGAAGCAGAAGGGCGACUACGCCUUCUUCAUGGAGUCCACCACUAUAGAGUACCAAACAGCACUCGACUGCGACUUGCGCAAAGUUGGCGGUUUGCUUGACUCCAAAGGCUAUGGGAUAGCUCUACCUCGCAACUCGCCGUUUCGGACGGCUGUGAGCGGCGCAGUGCUGAUGCUACAGGAGCGCGGGAACCUGAGCGCUCUCAAGGCACACUGGUGGAAGGCGGAAGGCCCCGGCUGCGACAACACGGAUGAGGAUGGCGUGCAGAAGUCCAGCGACGAGCUGGUCCUACUAAACGUGGGCGGCGUCUUCCUCGUUCUGCUCGUCGGCACACUCGCAGCCUUCCUCAUCGCCAUUCUAGAGUUCCUGUGGAACUGCCGCCGGAUCGCCGUUGACGAGCAGAUGACGCCGUGGGAGGCGCUGGUGAGCGAGCUGCGCUUCGUGGUGCAGUGCAGCAACAACAGCAAGCCUGUGCGGCCCCGUCGCGUUGAUUCCACUUCCGGAACGGGCAGCUACGACGACUCCUACCUGCGGCAGUAGUGACUGGGGCUGCUCGCCACAUUACCACUACUAUGGGAACAGAAUGCAAGUGAAGCUGUAGUGUCUCACGUGCAUCGAAUACUUCCCUAUGCACCAUGGCGUUAGACAGCAGCUGUUAACAAUCAUAAACAGCAACCUAAUGAUAGAUGCACUUCAUUUAAUUUAUACCCCACAUUGUAAAUCCACUCGUAGGAGGUAUAUUUGACAUGAGAGGUAUACACUUUUGCACAAAAAAUAUUGUUGACUUCGUCUUCGUAGUAGGAGAUCUGACAUUCUUCCACGUCCCUGACGAAUCUAGCGAUUUUUAAAGCAGAAUAACAAUGUACACUUAAAUACUGUAGUCUUCUUGUUAGUAGAAUUUUUAAUAUUUAAACAUUAAGCAGUAAUUUAUUUAAUUAGUAAGAAUAUAAAUUUGUUGUUUUCCUAGUCGUAUUUAGUUCAGUAGCUGUUUAGGAAACUUUUCAGUUCACAACAUCAAGUACUAGUUACUCUUCAUCUGUUGCUAGGUCGAUCGACCCACUAAGAGAAGCCAGACAGCAGUAUUCUCCAACAGGACAUUUGGUCGUUUAAUGAUUAAUAAAUAAAAUACCUUUAUCUCUUCAUACUGAAUCCCUCUAUCACAUUACAUUACCUGUGCAAAAGGACUUCUGUGCUAUUUACUUUUACUCUGAUAUUAAUAUUUUUGAAGCUUCCUGGAAGAUUAAAACUGUGUUACAGAGCGGGACAUGAACUUGGGACUUUUGUCUUUCGUGGGAAAAUGCUCUACGAACGGAGCUACCCAAGCAUCACUCACAACUUCAGUUCCUGUAGUACCUCAUCUCCUACCUACCAAAUUUCACAGACGUUCUCCUCCAUAACUUGCGGGACUAGUACCGCUGGAACAAAAGGUAGUGCGGAGAAAUCCCAUAAGCACAGCCAGGGGGUUUGUGUCCAGAAAUAAUUUUCACCCUUCAUCUCAGUGUGCGCUGAUUUGAGAUUUCGUGGUGGAUUAAAAUUGCAUGCUUCGACGUAGCUCAGUUGGUCGAGCAACUGCCCACGAAGUCAAGUCCCGGUCCAACAUCAAGUUUUAAUCUGCCGCGAAGUUUAAACUCAACACGCCAUCCACUGCAGAGUGAGAAAUCAUAUCGUAAAUAAUAUUUUCAUGAAAGGAAGCUCGAAU